Messenger RNA from Ochotona curzoniae (black-lipped pika), 494 nucleotides. It is a transcript of the gene CPLX4, whose product is annotated as complexin 4. Gene Ontology annotation, biological process: synaptic vesicle exocytosis; regulation of neurotransmitter secretion; neurotransmitter transport. The record is from RefSeq and is a predicted model, not a curated record. The coding region runs from base 12 to 494 and encodes 160 amino acids. Gene Ontology annotation, cellular component: SNARE complex; terminal bouton. The transcript is spliced from 3 exons. Gene Ontology annotation, molecular function: syntaxin binding. NCBI's taxonomy places the organism in Eukaryota, Metazoa, Chordata, Mammalia, Lagomorpha, Ochotonidae.
GACCGGAGACAAUGGCUUUCUUUGUGAAAAGUAUGAUAAGUAACCAGGUAAAGAACCUGGGAUUUGGAGGGGGGUCUGAAGAGAAAAAAGAAGAAGGAGGGACGACGGACCCUGCAGCGGCACAAGGGAUGACCCGAGAGGAGUAUGAGGAGUACCAAAAGCAGAUGAUCGAGGAGAAGAUGGAAAGAGAUGCUGCAUUCACCCAGAAAAAGGCCGAGAGAGCGUGCCUCCGCGUCCAUCUCAGAGAGAAGUACCGCCUCCCAAAGAGUGAAAUGGAUGAGAAUCAAAUCCAGAUGGCUGGCGAUGAUGUGGAUUUGCCUGAAGAUCUCCGAAAAAUGGUAGACGAGGACCAAGAAGAAGAAGAGGAUAAGGAUUCUAUUCUGGGGCACUUGCAGAAUCUGCAGAACAUGGACUUGGAUUCCAUAAAAGAAAAGGCCCAGGCCACCUUCACAGAAAUCAAGCAGUCAGCAGAACAGAAGUGCUCUGUGAUGUGA